This is a messenger RNA of Cricetulus griseus (Chinese hamster), 728 nucleotides long. NCBI's taxonomy places the organism in Eukaryota, Metazoa, Chordata, Mammalia, Rodentia, Cricetidae. The record is from RefSeq and is a predicted model, not a curated record.
CAGGUGCUUGAAACAUGACUCCUGCUGUCUUCCUGGCCAUCCUGUGCUUGGCAGUUACCUCAGCUGCUGAAUCCUCUGAGCCCAUCCUGGAUGCAGAACAUGAAGACCAGCCAAUAAAAAAUGAGCAGGAUAGAGAAGGAUACAGAAGGCAGAUAUGGGAGGAAUUUAUGAAGAAGGUUGAACUCUACUAUAAGAAGAAUGCCCAAAAGAAUGACAGCCUCAACACAGAAAUGGAAGACAUUGAUGAUUUUGAAAAUGACCAGAAUACUGAUAGCUUCAACAUAGAAAUGGAAGACUUUAAUGACUUGACUGAUGCUGAGUUCAAGAAUUUGAUGGAUAAAAUUUUGUUCCCAAUGUUUGGAGAGGAGGAAAAAGACCAGCCAGCUGGUGAUGACGACCCUAAACUUGAGGAUUUGUCAAGGAGCGAUGACGUGACUCCUGUACAGGAUUAGCAGAGGCAACACGGAUGGCAACAUAAAGUUAGCCAAGGAGUGAAGCAACCACUGUACCUUUGUCUCAGAGACUUCUGCCCCAAGAUGUGAGAUGCAUGAUGGUGAAAAGAAGGUCUGAACUGGGGGAGGGGAGCCGAAACAGCAAGGAGCCUCCCCAUCACAGGAUCCAACACUCAAAUCCCCUAAGAGCCACACUGUGGUGUGAACUCCAAGGCAUGUUCACCCUAAAGCAAAGCAAAGCAAAACAAAACAAGACAAAAAAAACCCUACAAAGCC